This is a messenger RNA of Ochotona curzoniae (black-lipped pika), 2224 nucleotides long. RefSeq names its product E3 ubiquitin-protein ligase Topors-like. The coding region runs from base 1 to 2130 and encodes 709 amino acids. The transcript has a single exon. Lineage: Eukaryota; Metazoa; Chordata; Mammalia; Lagomorpha; Ochotonidae. The record is from RefSeq and is a predicted model, not a curated record. Gene Ontology annotation, biological process: protein monoubiquitination; protein polyubiquitination. Gene Ontology annotation, molecular function: ubiquitin protein ligase activity.
AUGGCAUCUGAUCUCUCAUCCAACUGCGAGUGUUCUACCUGUCUGGAGCGUGCUGAAAAUGAGUCUGAUUGGAGCUGCUCUUCCAAAAGUAACAAUUAUAGUUUGUUAUAUUCAAGACCAAGGAAAACAUCCAGAAGACACUCCUUCCUUUCUCAGUGUUGUCCCAGCAGACCGGAAGUCAAUAACAAAGAAGAAUCAGUGUUUCUUCCCUCAGGAGAUGAAAAUUAUGUAGGAUUUUCUCAAAACAAUCAUAUUAGUCCUAACUCUAAGGAUAUCACAAAGAACAGCCUGCCAUUUAAGGAACUGACUAUACAAGAGUUACUUAAGCAUUUUGCAGAUAUUGGGAAGUUUCAAUCAAACUCCACCUCCCUGGGCCACUUUAGAGAUCAGGUAGUUAUGAAGUUUAGAAGAGCUCUGUACUAUUCUGGAGUUUGGGUAACACAUGUCCGGGGCUACAGAGUUGAAAAGCAUUUUUCAGCUAAAUAUUUCAAAAGAAACCCUAAUAGCCUACAUCGAUUGAUUCCCUGGCUCAAACGAGAACUCACGGCUGUGUAUGGAGAUUAUGGUUAUACUGUGAAGAAUAUUCUAGCUGCCAUUCUCCAUCACAUGACAGAAUAUGAUUUAGACAGUGAGUCUUUUAUUCAUCUUCUGGAACCUUAUCUCCUACAAUACACCCACCAUUUCUUGCACGAAUUUAUCAGCUUUGUUCAUUCUCCUUACAACAUGGAGACUUAUGACCAACGGGCCAUCUAUGAAUGCCCUGCCCAUGUACCGUUAGCCAAAAAGAGGUUGACUGUAUCAGCUCCUAUUUUGCCACUGCCUAAGGAUCAGGUUGUAACAAUAUCUCAAAAUGAUGCAAAGCAGUCUGAGAACAUGAUGGCCCACUGGGAAAAUGAGGAGAGGCCUCCAUCAGGAUGGAAAAAGUUUCCCAAUGGCAAUGCUUCCAGGAAAGAAUCAGAAAUUUCACCGGUCCAUCAUAAAACAGCCAGCAAAGCUCAUGUUUGGAUCAAAGACAAACAAGAAUUGGGUCAUCAAAGAGGCAUAAUUUCUACUGACAAUAUGCUCCUGAGUUGGACUAGUCCAAGAAAAAGAGACCCAAACAUACCAAAGCACAAAAAUGGAGUGCAAGAGAAAAAGACACAGGGGGUAAAGUUGCUUCCUGGUUAUGAACAUGAUCUGAGAAGGAGUGAAAUCAUUACAAGUACCUGCAGUACUCCAGUAAUUCCGAGUGGGGACCAAGCAUGGAAAUACAGACCAGGAGAAAUAAACAUUUUCAGCAGUGGUCAACAGAUAAACCUCCGGGAAGAUGAAGGGAAAAAAAACAAAUACUUGGAUACUUCAGCUGAAAAUUUUCAAAGACCACCCAGAGCAAGAUCUUUAGUAACUUGGCAUGCUCGAGACCCUUCCAGGAGUUGCACCUCAGAAAAUACCAUUUCUUCUAAAAUAGAUGGCAUAAAGCUAAGUUCCCUCAGGAAAAGAAGGAUGAAAUGUGGACAGUCCUCUCAAUUUGUAGGAGAUGGUUCUCAUUCCAAUAGGAGCACCCAGAGACGAGCAAGGUCCUGUACUCGCAGAUCUAAAUCUUGGUGUGCUGGUGCUAGAAGGAGAUCAUUCAGCAGAGAAGCAAGGAGUCACGUUCCAAGAGGAAACCACAGUAACAGAGAAUCCAAUAAGAAGAUAUGUGAUGAAUCCUUAGAAGAAAAGAAUACAUAUGGCAAUGAAUCAAACUUUGGGUGGAAAUCUUCAGUCCAACAUGGGAAGAUUUCUUCAGCUGCUGGGGACAGACCCAAAUGUCUUUCUAAAGCUGAAGGUACCUCCCAAAUUGGAACACACUAUAGCAGUCUCAGGUGCCACAAUGAGAAUCAUACAUUCCCAAAUAAACAAAUGAUGAAGCAAAAAGCCACAUUUCCUUGGGCUAGAAGAACCAGAGGAGUUAAGCAUGGAAGACACAAAUGCAAGUAUCCAGAUGCACAAAACACAGAAGUGGUCAGUGAUGAAUUGAGUUUGGAUGAUAUAAAGCAAAUGAAUAAUCUCUCUGAUUGUAUAUCAUCCUAUAAGAGGCAAAUUUCAACAAAAAAGAACUCAAAUUUCCAGAAAAGUCUCCAAGCCAAGACCAACCGUGCAAGAAACUAGUAUCAGAAACAGAAAUGUAAAUGGUUUCAAAAGCCAAAUUAUCCUAUCUCAAUACCAACAAUUUUUAGAAGUAUGAAUUUAUCUAAAAAUGUUC